AUGAAAUUCUUGAACAAUGGAUUGGAUUUUGAAAGAGAAUUUCAAUUUAUUGAGAAGAUUUACAAGAUCAUAUCUCUCGACAUUUUCGGUGGAAUAGCUCAUCAUCAAAAGAUGAUCGUGAAAUCUUACGCAAUAUGUUCACAACUUGACAUCGUUAGUAAGAUAAAAUCAGCAAUAACAGAAGAUGCAAAUUGCACAACUGAGGAAGAAAUGCAGAUUGAGAUUAAAUAUCGAAAGUAUUCACGAAUUCUGAUUGUUGGAACAGCAUUUCUUUCUUGCUCAGUUAUGGGAUUAUCAGUUUUGUGGUCAUUGAUUUUUAUUAAGCAAAUGGUGAUGCUUAUUAACAUUCAAAUUCCUUGGACUUUGCCAGACACUCAUCCAUCUCACGAAAUAAAUCUUAUCAUGAUGUUCCUUUGGCAUUUUAUUUCAACUACUCUAAUUGCUGGUUUCGAUUCGUUCUUCAUCUUAGUGACAUUUCAUUGUGUCGCUAAAAUGUCUGUUUGCUGUUCAAAAGCAUCAAGAAUCGAUGGAAAAACUGAUGAAAAUUUUAUUUCUGAUUUGGUUGAAAAACAUUUACGUGUUAUGGAAAUGAUCAAAAUAUCUGCAAAAAUAUUCAACCAAACAUGCUUUCAUCAACUUUUCACAACGUUUGGCGUCAUAAGAAUUGUAAUAUCAUUAAAUAUAGUUUAA
Messenger RNA from Clunio marinus, 690 nucleotides. NCBI's taxonomy places the organism in Eukaryota, Metazoa, Arthropoda, Insecta, Diptera, Chironomidae. The record is from the annotation of a GenBank genome assembly.